UCUCUCUCUCUCUUUCACACACACACACACACACACACACAACACACCCGGCGUGAAUCUCGGCAGCAGUGCUCGCGGUAUAAUAUGAGGCUGCAGUGAACGCGUGUGGGCCGUAAUGAGCGGGAAAAGCCUCUUGCUGAAGGUCAUUCUCCUGGGGGACGGUGGUGUGGGCAAGAGCUCCCUCAUGAACCGAUACGUGACGGACCGCUUCGACUCGCAGUCCUUCCACACCAUCGGCGUGGAGUUCCUCAACCGCGACCUGGAGAUGGACGGGCGGCUGGUCACCCUGCAGAUCUGGGACACGGCGGGCCAGGAGCGCUUCAAGAGCCUGCGCACGCCCUUCUACCGCGGCGCGGACUGCUGCCUGCUCACCUUCGCCGUGGACGACCUGCAGAGCUUCCAGAACCUGGGCUGCUGGAAGAAGGAGUUCAUGUAUUACUCAGACGUACGAGACCCCGAGCGCUUCCCCUUCGUGGUGCUGGGAAACAAGGUGGACAAGGAGGAGCGGGAGGUGGGCGAGGAUGAGGCCCGGGCCUGGUGUGAGGAGAACGGCUGCUGUCCGUACUUCGAGACCAGCGCCAAGGACGACACGAACGUGGGGGCCGCUUUCGAGGCUGCUGUCCGGGGUGUCCUAGCCAGCGAGGACCCCACUGACCACACCCUGCUGAGCAGCUCCAUCGACCUCCACGGGAACCGAAAAGUGGCUCGCUCGUCCUGCUGUUGAGAUGCCUCUGAGAGCAUCACAGCUGUGGAACUCUCUCUCUCUCUCUGUCUCUGUCUCGGUGUCUCUCUCUCUCUCUCUCUCUCUCUGUGUGUAGGUACAGAAGCCAGACGUGUCUCGUCUGUUACCAAACAGUAAAGGUAUUUUACACAUAUUUACACACAAUGAAAGCAGAUCUAGCCUCCUUCAGUUGUAAAUGGACCAUCUUACUAAAGAGCUAUUUUGCUGUGGUACUCAUUUUUGUUACUGGUAAUGUAAUAUUUAGUGCAUCCAGAAUAAAAGUGUAUUGUUUACGUAAUAUAUGUGUGUGUACAGUGUAUAUAUAAAUACACACAGUAUACAUUUAGAAAAUAUUUACAUGUAUAUACAUUUAUAUUCUCAUAAAUAUAUUUAAUUUAUACACAUAAUGUAAUUUUCUUAAAUAUAUCAUGCAUGUGUUUGUAUUUAUAUAUACAUAAUAAAUAUACACACUAUAUUAUGUAAAUGGGAACUUUUAUUUUGGAUGUGAUUCAUCGUUUGACAGCAUUAAUAAUGUUUGAGAGAAAGGGUACUGAAAGAAAUAACACAGUUGUCAUUUAUUUUGCAUUUAAGUUAUGAUUUUGGGUGAAAUAGGUCAGAGAACAUGUCCAGGUCAUAUUUCAGCUCGAAUUCAAAUAGAAAAAAAUAUUUAAUAAACAAUUAAACAUUUUAAAUAAAGAAAACAAAGCUUGUUUUUGACCGUGACAUUAUUUUCAGGGUAAUUAAACGCAUUUAAACACAAAUUGUUAUUAGCGUAAUGUGAGAAAAAACUCAUGAUGGUUAUUGUAAUAUUGAAACAACUAAGAAACGUCUUUCUCCUUUAUUUAAACUGUAAAUUAGCUGGUUUUAAUAAUUAUUAAAAAUAACUGAAGUUUGUUUAUUUUGGGUUGAAAUAUGACCAUGUCUUCACUAGAUUCACUGUAUUAUGGUACAUGCAGUAAAUGCAUUAAGCACAGCACUAUUUUCAGACAGAAAAGGGAAUUUUUCUAUUGUAGCAUUGAAAGAUUAAGAUUUUUCCCAUUAUUUUGUUCUUUUUUUGUGUACUGUAAGGUACAGGGAGUUACAGUAGAUGUGUUAGAUGUUAAACAAUGAUUUUGUUUCAGUUGUUAUAUCUGAGUUUCAUCCGUCUCAGCAAAUGGCUCAGGAAUCUGGCUUAGACAAAUGUACAGAUCAUUUUCUGAAAGCAUGUAAGAACAUUCAAAAAGCUCUGUCUACAUUUAAUGGACGUCCACAGCCGAUAACUGACUCCACGUUAGUCGUUUCCUCAUUUUCAGCCCAAUGUUGAUCUGAAACUAAAGCACAUGGUACCCAGUUAUCUUGCACUGACCUUUGACCCUGAUUCGAGGGCACUUGUAGGUACUUAUUUUACUUGUAUCUUUUAUAAUAUUGACUUAUUUUCUUGUGCUUUCCUUAGAAUAUGAAUGUUCUCGUUGCCUCUUCUAUACAUAGUGCUACAAGUCUCACAACGACUAGAGAGACCCAGAUCUGUGGUUUGGGCGGCUGAUGUUCUGAAACGUUUCUGUCUCUUACAUUAAUGCAUAACUUGUAGCCGUGUUUCUGUUUACAGACCUUCGCUUGCCUGCUGUCAAACAUGUAUGUUUGUUAUUCAUUGUGUGUAGUUGUUACUUUGUUUUUGUGGAUGGACACACUCACAUAUCUGCUUCACACACACACGUUCCCAGCGAUUAUUGGUACACUGUGAAAUGGAAAUAGAUGCAACACUGUGUUUCUCGUCCUCAAACUGCUGAACACGCGGGAGCGUAUUGACUGCUCAUAUUGGAAAAUCAGUAUUUGUCUCUUUACUGAUAGUGUUUUCCAGCAAACAUUCGCUUGAAGAAAUGUUACACUAACAUCAGAUGAUGUGUUAAAUCACAACAGGAUGCAGAAGUGCUACACAGAUAUCUGAUUAAUCUAUCAAAAGGUCAACUUGAUAAGCAAUCUGAAGCUUUAUAAUAAGCAGGUGAUUCUCACAAAGAAGUGUCCAGGUCAUAUUUCACCUCGAGAUCAGAGGAAGUUAUAAAAUGAACUGUUGAAAUGAAAUGUUUUAUGACAAUUAAGCACAUUUCCCCUCAUAAUUCCCAUUACCCUGGUACAGUAAUGAGAAUUGAAACACAAAGUUUCAUUAUACAUGCAUACAGAAAAAAAGUGUUUUUUUCUUUCAUGGAAAUUUCACCUGGAUGUUUUUUUAUGAGAAUCACCCGAGCUGUUUCCGCUCAAGCCGGUGUUGUAGCAUUCCUGCCACAGUAUUUAUGAUGUUUCAGUUCACAGGAGUAUUGUAUUUCAUUAAAAAUAUCACAUUUCCAUUCAUAAUCACGGUAGAGAAUUGUGGGGGAUGAAUCGUGUCUAAUUAAGGGCAUUACUGCAGUGAAUGUACUGACUUUGUCACUUGUUAUUUUUGAUUGAUUUGUAUGAGGUUGAUGCCCCACUGUUCAAUGCCGUAUUAUCCUGGGUAAGACUGUAUUUACUGACAUGCUAACAGACCAAAUGUGUGGUGUUUUGUUACUGUUUCACAUCAUCUCCAGUGCAAUAAGGAGGUCGAGGCUUCUUUUGUUCAUAAAUUUACUUUGCAAGAAUCCAACAUGAUGAAUAAACAAACUGCAACAGCAA
Molecule: messenger RNA, 3346 nt
Organism: Carassius gibelio (silver crucian carp)
Lineage: Eukaryota; Metazoa; Chordata; Actinopteri; Cypriniformes; Cyprinidae
Product: ras-related protein Rab-9B
Exons: 2
Coding region: 116-724 (202 amino acids)
Biological process (GO): retrograde transport, endosome to Golgi; Rab protein signal transduction
Cellular component (GO): lysosome; late endosome; phagocytic vesicle
Molecular function (GO): GTPase activity; GTP binding
Source: RefSeq, a predicted model, not a curated record